UGAGUGUGUGUAUGUAUGUAUAGAGACACUAGACAGGCGUCAUUCUUGAACAAGCUCCCCCAAGCACUUACUUGCCAACAUAAAGACAAAACACACACACAAGACUGAAGAAAAAAGUUGAUUUGCUUUAACCCCAUCAAGUUUAACCAUCUUUUUAACUCACCCUUCACUUGUUUCUGCUCCAUUUUUCUCCCAUAGAACCUGCUUACAUAUAUACAUAAUCAACCUGCUGUUGUUGCUCAACAAGUGGAGAUUUUCAUGUCUUCACUACUCUUUUCCCAUCCACUCUUGGUUCUGGAGUGGGUUGUGAAGUAGCGGCUAAUGAAGCCUGCUACCCAGAAUGGCUACUUUUUAUCGAAACUUGAGAUGAUCCAGUCAAGCCCUCCUACUUACAGCUUUUGGUUCUUCUAGAGCUGUAUGUUGAUGCCUGGACCUUUAAAGACUUGAUUUUGUGUUAAAAGUUCCUUGCAUUGUAGCGUAGUGGAUAUCCAUCUUUCUUAGGGGGGCUACAGUGUCAUCCAGCAGAAAAAUGACUAGUUAUUGAGUUUCUCCCAUACAACGCUUUUUUUCCUCUGGAUGUAUGCUACUAACAACCAGCUCCCUUUAAAUUAAUGCAGUAGAGGACUAGUUCUGGGCGUAUUGCCAAAUUGAGAGUUAUCUCUCCGGUACUUUAGAUUUCAUUGCUAUAAACAUGUAGUCAAGAUACCUAUGCCGACAGAUGUGAGACUUAGAUGUCUGGCUUGAGCCAUACAUCAAUAUGAUAGAUCCUACAUAUCAUUCAACCUUGAGUGUGCAUCUGAUAUAUCUGGAGUCAAUUGGCCAUUCUUUCUGAGUCUGCAGCUGCUUCACGUUUUCAAGUGCGUGGGAGAACAUGAUGGCAAGUGCAAGUCCUAGGACCGAUACUUCUGCAGAUGGAGAUAUUGAUGAUAAGACACCAGCGUUCCAUGACAAUCAAGGUAUGGUGGUUUCUAAUCCCAGCGAGAGGUCAAGGGAUCAAAAGACACUUCGUAGACUUGCACAAAAUCGCGAAGCUGCGAGAAAGAGCCGAUUAAGGAAAAAGGCUUAUGUCCAACAGCUGGAGAGCAGCAGAAUGCAGCUGACUCAACUUGAACAAGAUCUUCAGCGAGCUAGGCAGCAGGGUAAAUAUAUCUCAAGUACAGGAGACCAGUCUCAAUCAUUGAGUGGAAAUGGAGCCUUGGCAUUUGAUGCAGAAUAUGCACGGUGGUUGGAAGACCACACCCGGCGAGCCAACGAGCUGAGGGGAGCUGUCAAUGCCCAUGCGGGUGAUGCUGAACUACGCAUCAUUAUCGAUGGUCUCUUGACACACUAUGAUGACAUUUACAGGAUAAAAGCUGAGGCUGCUAAAGCUGAUGUUUUCCAUAUCUUGUCGGGAAUGUGGAAAACACCUGCAGAGAGGUGCUUUCUAUGGCUUGGUGGAUUUCGUUCAUCUGAACUGCUUAAGCUGCUUAUGGUUAAGUUGGAGCCCUUGACUGAGCAUCAGAUGAUAGCUAUCACCAACUUGCAGCAGUCAGCCCAACAGGCAGAGGAUGCUUUAUCGCAGGGGAUGGAGGCACUGCAGCAGUCCCUGGCUGACACAUUGGCCGGUUCACUUGCCCAAUCAAAUUCAGCCGGAAACGUCGCCAGUUACAUGGGACAAAUGGCCAUGGCUAUGGGAAAGCUUGGAACGCUCGAAAACUUCAUUUGUCAGGCUGACAAUCUUCGGAAACAAACGUUUCAACAGUUGCAUCGUAUUCUAACGACUCGCCAGUCUGCUCGUGCUGUCAUUGCAAUCAAUGACUAUUUCUCUCGGCUUCGAGCUCUUAGCUCUCUCUGGCUUGCCCGCCCCCGGGAGUGAGCAAGUCCUUGUAUGUUACAUCAUAUAUGCUUGAAUUCUGCCCUUGGCUCACUGAUUUUCUAUAGACAAGCAGACUACAGGUCAUGAAAACAUAGUUCACCAACAAACCUUUCCCAUAGUUUCUUUCCUUUUAGUUUUAAUAUUGCUGAACUCUGGUUAGCUCUAUGUAGCUUGGGUAUGUGAAUUUCUUAGUUGUUUAGUAAAGGAUUUUCGUAGUUCAUGUUUUCUUGAGUAAUUAUAUACAGUUCUGGACUUCUGGCCUAUUACCGAUUGAGUAAUUAUAUACAUAUGUAUUCGAUGGA
Messenger RNA from Daucus carota subsp. sativus, 2157 nucleotides. Its product is annotated as transcription factor TGA2.2. Bases 872 to 1855 code for a protein of 327 amino acids. The transcript is spliced from 12 exons. Gene Ontology annotation, biological process: regulation of DNA-templated transcription; DNA-templated transcription. Lineage: Eukaryota; Viridiplantae; Streptophyta; Magnoliopsida; Apiales; Apiaceae. The record is from RefSeq and is a predicted model, not a curated record. Gene Ontology annotation, molecular function: sequence-specific DNA binding; DNA-binding transcription factor activity.